Eucalyptus grandis is the source of this 1892-nucleotide messenger RNA. Its product is annotated as protein NRT1/ PTR FAMILY 4.5. The coding region runs from base 1 to 1818 and encodes 605 amino acids. Gene Ontology annotation, biological process: transmembrane transport. Lineage: Eukaryota; Viridiplantae; Streptophyta; Magnoliopsida; Myrtales; Myrtaceae. The record is from RefSeq and is a predicted model, not a curated record. Gene Ontology annotation, cellular component: membrane. Gene Ontology annotation, molecular function: transmembrane transporter activity. The transcript is spliced from 7 exons.
AUGGUACAGAUCCACAACUUUUCUAUCCCGACAAGUAGAGAAUUGGAUAAGAUCGCUAAGGAGGAGGGAAAAGCUAUAACCAAGACAGGCGACGACUCUUUAGGCUCAUGGAAGAAAGGAAAAGGAGGAUUCCGAGCUUCCGCAUUCAUUUUCGUCCAGUCGGGGCUCGACAACAUGGGGUUCGUCGCGAACAUGGCGACCUUGGUUCUAUACUUCUACUAUGUGAUGCACUUCGAUGUGGCUACCGCUUCUAACACUUUGACCGACCUCAUGGGUUCAACCUUCUUGCUCACGCUCGUUGGUGGCUUCAUUUCCGAUACCUACUUGAGCAGAUUCACGACAUGUCUUAUUUUCGGAAGCAUCGAAGUUUUGGGUUUGGCAAUGUUAACCAUUGAGGCCCAUUCCAAGCAUUUACACCCGGACCCACGUGGGAAAUCAAGCCGCAUCCACGGAGGGACAGCUACUUACUUCUAUGCCACCCUCUGCCUCUUGGCCCUCGGCUACGGUGGUGUCCGUGGUGCGUUCCCCGCGCUUGGCGCGGAUCAAUUCGACCAGAGGGACCCUACCGAGGCUGGCGCUCUCGCCACCUUCUUCAACUAUCUCACCCUCUGUACCACGGCCGGCGCCACCAUUGGGGUCACGGCCAUCGUGUGGGUCAGCAUGAACAAAGGUUGGCACUGGGGUUUCUUAAUGGCAACAAUCGCUAGCUUUAUUAGCUUUGUCGUUUUGGCUAUGGGAAAGCCGUUUUAUCGCCUGCAGCGGCCCGGAGAUAGCCCACUCGUCCGAAUUUGGCAGGUUGUGCUUCUGGCCAUCAAGAACAGGAAGUUGCCUUUACCAGAGAAUUCAGCUGACUUGUAUGAGAUCGGCGACAAGGAGAGCAGUGCCUUAGCAGUGGCCAAAAUCGCUCAUACCGACCAAUUCAGGUUCCUAGACAAAGCAGCAAUCUUACUUGAUGAAUCAAAGCCUGAGCCCUGGAAAGUGUGCACAGUGACCGAAGUUGAAGAGGUCAAAGUCCUGACCAGGAUGCUUCCAAUCUUGGCCAGCACCAUCAUCAUGAACACAUGCAUGGCCCAACUCCAGACCUUCUCGGUCCAACAGGGCCAACUCAUGGAACCGCACCUCGGGACCCUCAAGGUCCCGGCACCGUCCAUUCCCAUCAUCCCCCUCCUCUUCAUGUCCAUCCUCAUCCCGAUCUACGAGUUUGUAUUCGUCCCCUUUGCCCGCAAGGUCACAGGCCACCCGUCGGGCAUCACGCAGCUCCAGCGUGUUGGGGUCGGCCUUGUACUGUCCGUGAUCUCUAUGGCCGUUGCUGGGAUUGUUGAGGUCAAGCGACGAAACGAGUUUAACAAGACCCCUCCCCAUGUCAUUAGCCUCUUCUGGCUGUCUCUGCAGUAUGGCAUCUUCGGGAUCGCUGACAUGUUCACGCUCGUCGGGCUGAUGGAGUUCUUCUACAAAGAGGCGCCGGUUGGGAUGAGGUCACUCUCAACGUCGUUCACUUGGCUCUCACUGUCCUUCGGCUACUUCUUGAGCUCCAUCUUUGUGAACAUCAUCAAUGCGGUCACCGAGAAGAUCAGUCCUAGCAAGCAAGGAUGGCUACAUGGCCUGGACAUCAACAAGAAUAAUGUCAAUCUGUUCUACUGGUUCUUGGCCGUCCUGAGCACGCUCAACUUUGGAGUAUACCUGGUCGCCACCUCUUGGUACAAGUAUAAGACGGACAACCCUGCUGAUUCAGAGAUGGAAUCGGGGGCCACGGACGGCAUGCCUCUAAUUGCAAGCAAUAAGCUGACGACUGACCAAAGCACUCAGAACGACCUGUGAUUAAUCCUGUUGCCUUUGCCGCCAAGCCUGUCAGCUAAAGACGAUAAUGCUGCGGAAAAAACGGAAACUGCUGU